Molecule: messenger RNA, 1998 nt
Organism: Penaeus vannamei (Pacific white shrimp)
Lineage: Eukaryota; Metazoa; Arthropoda; Malacostraca; Decapoda; Penaeidae
Source: RefSeq, a predicted model, not a curated record
AUGACUGGCAAGGCUUUCAGCAGAUUGUCCGAUGGAAGUGUCACUUAUCUGACACUAAUGUACACUUUGGAACAUCGUCAGAUGCCACCCCCAUCAGUGCCACCCCCAUCAGUGCCACUCCCCUCAGUGCCACCCCCAUCAGUGCCACCCCCAUCAGUGCCACUCCCUCAGUGCCAUUCCCCCCAGUGCCACCCCUCAGUGCAUUCCCCUCAGUGCCACUCCCCAUCAGUGCCACCCCAUCAGUGCCACCCCAUCAGUGCCACCCCCAUCAGUGCCACCCCCACAUUCCCCUCAGUGCCACCCCCAGCUCAGUGCCACCCCAUCCACCCUCAGUGCCACUCCCUCAGUGCCACUCCCUCAGUGCCACCCCAUCAGUUCCCCUCAGUGCCACCCCAUCAGUGCCACUCCCCUCAGUGCCACCCCAUCAGUGCAGUGCCACCCCCAUCAGUGCCACCCAUCAGUGCCACCCCCAAUCAGUGCCACUCCCUCAGUGCCACUCCCCUCAGUGCCACUCCCCUCAGUGCCACCAUCAGUGCCACCCCAUCAGUGCAGUGCCACCCAUCAGUGCCACCCCCAUCAGUGCCACUCCCCUCAGUGCCACCCCCAUCAGUGCCACUCCCCUCAAGUGCCACCCCCAUCAGUGCCACUCCCUCAGUGCCACCCCCAUCAGUGCCACUCCCUCAGUGCCACCCCAUCAGUCCCCUCAGUGCCACUCCCCUCAGUGCCACCCCCUCAGUGGCAUCAGUGCCAUCAGUGCCAUCAGUGCCACCCCAUCAGUGCCACUCCCCUCAGUGCCACUCCCCUCAGUGCCACCCCCAUCAGUGCCACUCCCCUCAGUGCCACCCUCAUCUGUGCCAUUCCCCUCAGUGCCAUCCCCAUCAGUGCCUUUCCCCUCAGUGCCACCCCCAUCAGUGCCACUCCCCUCAGUGCCACCCCAUCAGUGCCACUCCCCAGUGCCACCCUCAUCUGUGCCAUUCCCCUCAGUGCCAUCCCCUCAGUGCCAUCCCCAUCAGUGUCAUUCCCCUCAGUGCCACUCCCCUCAGUGCCACCCCCCAUCAGUGCCACUCCCCUCAGUGCCACCCCCAUCAGUGCCACUCCCCUCAGUGCCAUUCCCCUCAGUGCCACCCUCAUCUGUGCCAUUCCCCUCAGUGCCAUCCCCAUCAGUGCCAUUCCCCUCAGUGCCAUCCCCUCAGUGCCACCCCCAUCAGUGUCACCCCCAUCAGUGCCACUCCCCUCAGUGCCACCCUCAUCUGUGCCAUUCCCCUCAGUGCCACUCCCAUCAGUGCCACUCCCCUCAGUGCCACCCUCAUCUGUGCCACCCUCAGUGCCACCCCCAUCAGUGCCAUUCCCCUCAGUGCCACCCCCAUCAGUGCCAGUGCCACCCUCAUCUGUGCCAUUCCCCUCAGUGCCACCCCCAUCAGUGCCACUCCCUCAGGGCCAUUCCCCUCAGUGCCACUCCCCUCAGUGCCACCCCCAUCAGUGCCACUCCCCUCAGUGCCACCCCCAUCAGUGCCACUCCCAUCAGUGCCACUCCCCUCAGUGCCACUCCCUCAGUGCCACCCCAUAAGUGCCACUCCCCUCAGUGCCACCCCCAUCAGUGCCACUCCCUCAGUGCCACAGUGCAGUGCACUCCCCUCAGUGCCACCCCCAUCAGUGCCACUCCCCUCAGUGCCACCCCCAUCAGUGCCACUCCCUCAGUGCCCAUCAGUGCCACUCCCCUCAGUGCACCCCCAUCAGUGCCACAGUCCCCUCAGUGCCACUCCCCUCAGUGCCACCCCCAUCAGUGCCACCCCCAUCAGUGCCACUCCCCUCAGUGCCACCUCCCAUCAGUGCCACUCCCCUCAGUGCCACCCCCAUCAGUGCCACUCCCCUCAGUGCCACGCCCAUCAGUGCCACUCCCCUCAGUGCCACUCCCCUCAGUGCCACCCCCCUCAGUGCCACCUCCAUCAGUGCCACUCCCCUCAGUGCCAUUCCCCUCAGUGCCACGGGGGAAUUAAC